UGCGGUUGAAUUCCUACUUACCCUACGCCCCGCCAUGACAGAAUAUCUUCACAUUUACACCGACCGCGGACGCCUCUCGUACCUCCCUGAGCACCUCCACGAUUCUUCACGUGCAAGACGCGGCUUCUUCCAGGGAAGAAAUCGUCGACCCCACCGCAUUCACAUUGCCCACGUCGGCCCCGACCCGUCGCUCUUCCGCCGCCAACCAAACAGCAAGUCGUACAUAUUUGAAAAGCUGGCGGGCCCUCGAGAUAACGCCAAACGUUUCCUUCGAUCAUUCAUCGACACCCAUUUUACGUCUUCCGACCGACAACCCUCCAAUCGCACGUCUCCCAGAUCUUCCCUAAGCAGCGCGAGGGCGUCUCUUGCUUCGCCUCCCGAAAGUCGGAGGUGGUCGUGGGCAACAGGCGAGAUGAGAACAAGUCCGAGAAACUCAGUCCACGGAUCGUUGGCUCCGCGACCUGCGUUAGACGGGCAUCGUUCCUCUAACUGUGCAAGGUCGUCGGCCAAAAACCUUGCGAGCAGUGCCGUCCAGAUACUCCCAGAAGACAAGCCACUAGCCUCUGGUAAUGGCAUCAAUGUCGGCAUUUCGCUGACAGAGCCGGUUCUCUUUCUCCAAGGGUUCGAGCAUACAGAAACUUCAGACCGAAGUACGGCAAUGCUUCGUGGCAGGCUGCAUUUGCGAGUAACAAAGCCCUCCAAGGUUAAGGCUAUCACUCUGAAGUUUCGCGGUAAAGCGACAACGAAAUGGCCUGAAGGUAUCCCACCUAAGAAAGUUGAUUUCGAGGAAACGGACACCAUCAUGAGCCAUACAUGGCCCUUCUUCAAUGCCCAGUUCCCCACAGCAGAGGCUGGCCCCGGUGCUGAUCAUGUUGAGCUCUACAAGAGCACGGCCAUGAACGUGACAGGUCAGGGUGGGCUGUUUGGGAAGUCACCGAACAACUCAUCGAUAAACCUCAGUACCAAGGAAUCGAAGCGACUAUCCCUCCAAGUGAGCCAAUCGCGAAGUUUCGGCAGAGGCGAAUCUGCAACCAAUGGCCCGUCUGUCGCACAAAAGGGCUACAGGACCUUUAACCCGGGUGACUAUAUGUACAAUUUUGAGUUACCAUUAGACAGCCAUCUCCCUGAGACUAUUGACGUCGAGCUUGGAUCCGUCAAGUAUGAACUGGAAGCUAUUGUCGAGCGUGCUGGUGCAUUCCGUGCCAACCUUGUAGGUACCAAAGAAGUGACGCUCAUCCGCGCCCCGGCUGAGGGGUCCUUGGAACAAGUCGAGCCCAUCGCGAUCAGCCGAAGUUGGGAAGACCAGCUGCAUUACGACAUCGUCAUUUCUGGGAAAUCAUUUCCCCUAGGAGCCCAGGUGCCCAUUGCCUUUAAGCUCACUCCACUGGCAAAGGUUCAGUGCCAUAGGAUCAAGGUUUUCGUUACAGAAAAUAUAGAAUAUUUCUGUGCGAACAAGCGAGUACACCGCAUGGAGCCAGUCCGAAAAGUACAAUUAUUCGAGAAACGGGCUGAUGGCCCCCCAACAAGCACGUUUCCUGGAAGCUCUAUGAGGAUCGUGUCCGGAGGUGGUGUUCCGUAUGACCAAAGAGUAGCUGCAGCACGAGGCCAGGAUGUACAAGUGCAAGAUCCCACCAAUCUCUUGGGCGAUCUAAGCGGGGAGGUGAACAUAGGACCUACCGAGAUGGAGUUCAACGUUCAACUCCCUAGCUGCCACAACAUGAAGGAUAAGGACAAAUCAGCAAGGUUACAUUUCGAUACUACGUAUCAGAACAUUCAGGUGCACCAUUGGAUAAAGAUCGUUAUGCGUCUCUCCAAACCCGACCAGAAUAAUCCUACCAAAAGACGGCAUUUUGAGAUCUCCAUCGAUUCACCUUUUCACAUCCUAUCAUGCCAAGCAACUCAAGCGAACACCGCGCUUCCAGCAUAUUCGUCGCCAGAGAGUGCAAGCGAUGCUACUCGAAUGCCUGAAUGUGGGUGUCCUGGCGCACCAGUUCGACGUACUUCUCCGACCAGCUUUUUGCCUACUCUCAACACGCUGGAUCGGGCACGUGAUAACUCAAUGGCUACGAUUCCAAGUCCAGACCUAGCACGCCCGCAGCAGGUUCACAUCGGUGGACCUAACAAUGGGAUAGUCCAGCGACCUAUACACCUAUUACGCGCGCCUUCAUUUAACCCGCCCGCCUUCGAGGAUGAAGAUCCGCCACCACCUUUAGAAACGCCUCCACCCCUUUACGAGACGAUCGCGUCACCUACCAACGGAUUAGCAGACUACUUUUCAAGGUUAUCUGAUGCAUAUGACGAAGACAGCGAAGGAGAGGUAGGGGGCAGCAGAACUCGAGUCGAGAUCCCCCUAACUCCCGGGAGUCGUGUAAAUAGCAGGAGCAUGGAUGAACGGAGAACCUGGGUGCCAGUUGGGCAUUCAUAGGCCCUCGGACCAAGACAAGGAAUGUGUAUAUGACGACAUGAGAUAUGGAUCUGCUAAGGUUUAAGAUUUUAGGGCAUCUAGGUCAGGGGAAAUAGCAUUACUACCAAGAAACUAAUUUCCUACACGUCUGGGCUAUUGUUUUGUUAUUCGGGGAGGUGAAAAAUUUUGGUUGGGAUUUCACUGUUGAAAGAGCGUUCAGGAUGGUCAGGGAGGCGUCGCGAGCACCUGUUUUCCAAGGUU
Messenger RNA from Lindgomyces ingoldianus, 2665 nucleotides. RefSeq lists its product as uncharacterized. Gene Ontology annotation, molecular function: ubiquitin protein ligase binding; protein-macromolecule adaptor activity. The transcript is spliced from 3 exons. Gene Ontology annotation, cellular component: cytosol; cytoplasm. The coding region runs from base 35 to 2425 and encodes 796 amino acids. Gene Ontology annotation, biological process: ubiquitin-dependent endocytosis. Lineage: Eukaryota; Fungi; Ascomycota; Dothideomycetes; Pleosporales; Lindgomycetaceae. The record is from RefSeq and is a predicted model, not a curated record.